Messenger RNA from Osmerus eperlanus (European smelt), 1728 nucleotides. Its product is annotated as RCC1 domain-containing protein 1-like. The transcript is spliced from 8 exons. Bases 159 to 1343 code for a protein of 394 amino acids. Lineage: Eukaryota; Metazoa; Chordata; Actinopteri; Osmeriformes; Osmeridae. The record is from RefSeq and is a predicted model, not a curated record.
CGCACGCGCAGAUUGGUAAAAAGUCUGUCCACUAACUGCGACUGCGCAGUGCAUAACAACAUGAGUGCGAACACACAAGCAAUCAGUUGUAUUUCCAUGAUUUUUAGAAGCAGGUAGACAAACCUCUUAUCAUACAAACAACAACUUGGGUAGUAAAAAUGUGGUAUGCGUUUGGUUUCAAUGGAUUUAAUCAAAUAAUGUCCAAAGAGGAGUGUGCUGGAGAAAGUAGCGACAUCGUCAAAGUUACAGUCCCUACAAAAAUCCGAUGCUGCAAGUUCCAAGGGAAACCUGUCACAAACAACGAACAGAGCUAUGUGGGGACAAAUACAAGACGAAUCAGAGCGAGUUGGAGUCGACGAGCGACACUACAUGAUGCUGAAGGUGAAGAUGGACGUGUAUGCUUGUCAGGUUUUGGGGAAGGGCCCCUUCACCAGGCUUGCUGUGGCAGUUGCCUGCAGGACAGCCGCGGGUGCAGAGAUGCAGACAUCAGUGAAGGUUUUUUGACCUUGGCUUUCUCAGACAGAGUGAAGUGCUGGGAUUUGAACCGCAAUGACACAAAACCAGUGUGGAGCAUGGAGAUAAAGACUUCAGAUGAAGCAGGACAACAACUUGCAUUUCCGUUAGUUCCAGGAGGAUACAUAUCCUCUAAACCUCCAUUCUACCAUUCCCUCUCACCACAACUGCGGGCCCGGAGCCUCGUUGUGGGGACAGAGCACGUCAUACUAUUGACUGCCUCCGGAGCUGUCUACACCUGGGGCUAUGGCAGCCACGGUCAGCUGGGUCAUGGAGAGUUGAGUGCAGAGGAGGAACCCAGAGCAGUGGAGGCAUUAUGGGGGCUGCCUAUGAGCAGCGUGGCUGCUGGGGGUUGGCACUCUGCUGGCAUCAGUGUUGGGGGUGAUCUGUAUGUGUGGGGCUGGAAUGAGAGCGGCCAGUUGGGUCUGCCAGCACAGGCACUGAGAGGAAAGAAGCAGAGGACCAGGCAACACACAGGUGCUAGCACGUCCACAUGUGUGGAGACUGAAGAAGGAGAGAAGAGUGUGGAGGUGUUCAUAUCUAUCCAGGCUUUCCCUGGCCUGCUUGACAUCACAGAGUCAUGUGACAUCAGCAUGGUUAGCUGUGGGUCACGCCACACGGCAGCUGUUACAAGCACAGGUGAUCUCUACACUUGGGGCUGGGGUGAAUAUGGCCAGCUUGGAGAUGGGACUUUAAGGAGUUCAGACGAGCCAGGAAGGCUAGACUUCUUCAAAGACAAGGGUUUACAUGUGGUGGACAUAGUGUGUGGACCAUGGAAUACUUUUGUGGGUGUUAAAGAGGAAAGGACUCCCUCCUUAACAUCAAUAUAACUGGCUUUGAAACUGAGGACUCUAAUGACUUAAACAACAAAUCGAAAUGGUUUAUCUUGAGGUACUGUAUUUGUAAAAUAUAUAAACGGUUAUUUUUUCUAAUAGAUUAUAUAAAAGGUCUACAUUCUAAAAAUAUAAGUUUAAAUUUUUCUAUAAAUACGUUUUUUACUUAUUUAUACAAUACAGUGAAAAGUAUUAUUGCACAGACAAUCUGUAAAAGACAAUAGCUCAUUCACACAGAAUUGGAAAAGCUACCAAAUGGAGAAUGUAUAAAUUAAGGCAAUUUAAAUGUAUUCAUCAAGAAGAAAAAAUUGCAGAAAUAUGACAUUUGCAGAGGAGUUUUCAUGUCCUGGUGUAGACCUUACAACACAAUCUUGAAAGAACU